AUGAAGUCCACCUUCUUCACCGCAGCAGUCGCUGCCAUCACACUAGCCGGCACCACCUUCGCAGCACCCCUCGACAAGCGACAAUGCUACAUCGACGCAGAAGGCAAGCAAACAUGCAGCACAACACCCACAUGCACAACCCAACCCGACGGCUCGAUCGCCUGUGUCCUCAGAAGAAGUGAAAACGAGCUCGCCAAGCGACAAUGCUCCAUCGACGAGUCCGGCAAACAGACCUGCAGCACAACACCCAUCUGCACAACCCACGAGGACGGCACAAUCACCUGUGUCCUCAAGCGUGCCGAGAGCGAAGAACUCGAGAAGCGGCAAUGCUGGAUCACUGAGGACGGCGAGUCUCACUGUAACGACACUCCCAUCUGCACCACCCACGACGACGGCACAAUCACAUGCGUCCUGAAGCGCAGUGAGGAUCUCGCCAAGCGACAAUGCUACAUCGACGAAGAGGGCGAAUCGCACUGCAACGACACGCCCACUUGCACAACCCAGCCAGACGGGACUCUCGCCUGUGUGCUGAAGCGCAGUGCCGACCUCGCCAAGCGCCAAUGCUACAUCGACGAAGAGGGCAAAUCGCACUGCUCCACCACCCCCGUCUGCAAGGAACAAGAAGACGGCACCAUCGCAUGCGUCCUGAAGCGCAGCGAGCACCUCACCAAGCGCCAAUGCUACAUCGACGAGCAAGGGGAGCAGAAGUGCGCCACGGAGCCACAAUGCUUUGAGAAUGAGGAUGGGAGUGAGUACUGCGUUCUCAAGCGGGAUGUUGAGGAGAAGGUAAGCAAGCGGCAAUGUUGGGUUGAUGAGGUGGGGAAGUGGGAGUGUGCUACGGAGCCGCAGUGUCAUAUUGAAGAGGAUGGGACGGAGGUUUGUGUCCUUUGA
Molecule: messenger RNA, 891 nt
Organism: Fulvia fulva
Lineage: Eukaryota; Fungi; Ascomycota; Dothideomycetes; Mycosphaerellales; Mycosphaerellaceae
Exons: 1
Coding region: 1-891 (296 amino acids)
Source: RefSeq, a predicted model, not a curated record